Phlebotomus papatasi is the source of this 2902-nucleotide messenger RNA. Its product is annotated as protein zer-1 homolog. The coding region runs from base 1 to 1953 and encodes 650 amino acids. Gene Ontology annotation, cellular component: Cul2-RING ubiquitin ligase complex. Gene Ontology annotation, molecular function: protein binding. The record is from RefSeq and is a predicted model, not a curated record. Lineage: Eukaryota; Metazoa; Arthropoda; Insecta; Diptera; Psychodidae. The transcript is spliced from 9 exons.
AUGGAGAUCCUCCUGCGCCACAAUCUUGUCUCCCUCUCCAUGAGGUACUGCAGCAGUGUCACCACAAAUUCCUGGCGGACACUGCUGGAGCACAGUUCGCAACUGAGAUCACUGGAAUUGGGCAAAGAUGUGGAUAUGUUGAAGUUUGGUGAGCCCAAUGAGAAGACACCGAUCGAUUUUCAGCUAAACCUGCCUCAUCUCCGUCGACUCACACUCAAUGCUGUUGUUCUUCAGCCAACACUGCAAUUCAGCCACCUUAAGGAGCUUACGUAUUUAGAUCUGACAUCGUGUAUUUUUGCCGAAUUUAGCUUAGAAGCACUAGUUAGUCUUCCCAACUUAUCUACUCUCAUACUCUUUAAUGUGUGGCCGCUGGAGAAGGAAUUCAGAAUUCUCAGUAAAUUCAAGAAGCUUCACACACUUGACCUCUCCGUCUCGAAUCCCAUUGGCUAUGGCAUCUACAAAGAUCCAAAUGUGCUUUUGGCCAAUUUGGUGGAAAGUCUUCCGUUGCUGACGCACUUGGACAUCUCGGGGACAAAUUUGGCGGGGACUGGAGUGGCUCAGUUUGAGGCGAAGGAGAAGCUUAAGAGUUCGGAUAUUCCGGGUUUGGUGAGUCGAGCAAAUCGUCCAUUGCAGUUUUUGGGGCUCUACAAUACUGCUCAUUCAGCCUGUCGUCGACACGAUAUCCCAGCACUAAGUAUAUCUGGAGAGGCGAAUGAGGAGCAAAUUCUCACGUCAGCAGUUGUGUAUCAGGAUCGUCCGAAUUUACUCACCAAAGUACUCAAUGAUUUGUACCAUUUGCUUCGCUUUGAGACCUGCAGAUCAAUUCAUCGGGCACUGGAUGUUGUGCUUAAUGCCAUGGAUAGGCAUUUGCAUGUGAAACAUAUGCAGAUAUCCGGAAGCGCAACACUCUUCUACAUUGUUAAGGGACGUGAUAAGAGUAAAUUCGGGACUCCAUUGAAAAAUCACAUAAUCAGGACACUUCUCAAUGGAAUGUCAGCCCAUUUGUCCGAUGACACCAUGAUGAGAAACGGAUGUCUUACUCUCUGUCAAUUUACAAUUCCCAAUGAUGUGCUCUUUGAGUAUGAACGCCUUGUGAGGAUUCUCUUACAUGGGGUUUCUGAUACGGAGCAAGAGGGAUUUGUCCAGCGGAUAGCAAUCUACCUAUUAAAUUCUUUAGCGUGUCAAGUUGAUGGGCGACAGAAGCUUUUCUUAGGCGACUUAGGAGCUAUUUCGACAAUGCUGAGUUUAAUCAAUGAUAGACUCACGCGAAAUGUCUUUGAUGACGUGAUGGAAGUGGCAUGGUCCACAAUGUGGAAUGUCACGGAUGAAACAGCAAUAAAUUGUAAGAGAUUUCUCGAUGGAAAUGGCAUGGAAUACUUUUUGGGCUGUCUCAGAUGCUUCCCGGAGAAGGAUGAACUUCUGCGGAAUAUGAUGGGACUCCUGGGAAAUGUGGCAGAAGUGAAUGUUCUCAGGCAUCGUCUGAUGACGUCAGAGUUCAUAACAGUUUUUGCCAAUUUACUAGAAUCAAGUAGCGAUGGCAUAGAAGUGAGUUACAAUGCAGCCGGAGUUCUGGCCCACAUUGCGUCCGAUGGCGCCGAGGCGUGGACGAUUGAAACACCGUCGCGACAGCAGGUGCUGAGUCGGAUGGUGGAUGCCAUAGAGAGGUGGGAUUUGCAUACGGAGCGCAAUAUCAACUAUCGCAGUUUUGAGCCCAUUUUUGGCCUUGUCCGGUGCUACGAUAUUCCAGAGUGUCAGCACUGGGCAAUUUGGGCAUUGGCCAAUUUGACAAAGGUUUAUCCGGCAAAAUAUUGUCGUUUGGUUGAAGCUGAACACGGUAUUGAGUUGCUGUAUGAGCUGAUAAUGCACAAGAGGCCCUACUUCCGGAUAAAGGAACUGGCCAGGAUGGUGCUGGAUCACUGUGCUCAGAACAAACAAAUGACCCUCGAUGGAUGAAACGCGUUCAUAUGGGCCAUCGUUAGCCACUCGAGUGACGUUCAGACGGUUUAGUGUGGAAUACAAAUUCCAUUUAAUCUGUACAUAGAAGAAAAAGAAGAAGAAAAAAACACGAGAAAAAUUAUUUUCUCAAUUUAUACCACUGUGAGAGACGUUACGUAUGUUUCCUUUUUUUCGUUAUUCUUACUUGGUCGCGAUGAACUUUAGAAGACAAAACAAAUGAGCUUUGAUCAUUUGAUGGAUUUGUUGGCAGCUUCAAAUGAAAUUUAAAAAAACACCCUUGAAAAUUUACAAAAAAAAAGUUUGUAUUAUCCCUAAAAACCUGUUAAUUCCUUCAAUUAUUCUCACAUUUUGUAAAUUAAAAUCUCCAAUGAGCUUUUCCUUCAAGGUGAAAGCAUGACAAAGAUCGAAUUCUUUCCUAUUCAAUUAAAUUUCUUGCAAAAUGAAAGAGGAAAAUUUCUGAAGUAAAAAGAAAAAAAAAUAGGACUAAACCUUUGUCCAUUUUGUUUUAUCCAGUGUAUAUAGUACUUUUUAAGGACAUUAUGUAAAAGUUAUAAACUUAGAAGUUGACAAGUUUUUUGAAACAUAAUUUGAUCAUUUAUUGAAGAUGAGAAAAUAAAGAGAGAGAAAAAAACAGUAAAUAACUCCUGCUGUGGUAUUUUUUUUUUGUUGCAAGAGGCAUAAAAAUUCGGUAAAUCUUUGCUUUCUAUUUUCGUGUUGAAAAAAAAUGAAUAAAAUUUGGACAAAAGCAAAACUAAUGAUACAAAAAAAUAAUGAGGGAUAUUUAAGCUAGAAAGAGGAAGCGUUGUAUGAGAUUUAAUUUGAAAAAAAAAAAAGAAAUUAUAUAAGAAGUUCAGAAAAAGAAGAUUAAAAUAAAAACAUUGACAAACUGAAAAUUUGUACGUUAAAAUAAAGAUUGGCUUAAUUCAUCUAAAUAGUGAGAGAAAAA